AUGUAUGGAAAACAAAUGAGCCCCCAGUUGUCGAUUGACAUCAACAACGAGCUAGCCUCUUUGUCACCUACACCAUUUGAGCCUUACAUCUUCAGAGUGGAUGGCCUGCUACGUAGGGAAAAUGAGCUAGCCUAUGAACCAGAAAUACUUGCAAUCGGUCCUUAUCAUCACGGUAAAGCUAACUUGGAAAUGAUGGAAAAUCAUAAACUAAGAUACCUACAAAUGUAUCUUGCGCGAACAAAUGAAUCAAGUGUGGAUAGAUAUGUCAAUGCCAUGCAAGAUUUGGAAGAAAAGACACGAAAAUGUUAUGUAGAGUCCAUUGAACUUGAGAAGGAUGCGUUUGUGCGAAUGACGCUACUUGAUGGAUGUUUUAUCAUUGAGUUUUUUUACAAGUUAGCAUAUGAAGAGGUUAUAGACGACCCUAUUUUCAAAUUGCAAAGGUUCACGAAUACAAUUUUUCGAGACCUAUUGUUAUUUGAAAAUCAACUCCCAUUUUUUGUUCUCGAGCGCUUACUUGGAAGUGAUUUAUUAGAUAUCAAUGAUCUCAUUUCUCAGAUACCCUUCCUCUUCUCCCAUCUUUUUUCCCAAAGUUCAACUUAUUCAGACGCAUCCGAUGUUCCAAGGGAGAAUGUCAAACAUCUACUAGGCCUUGUACAUGAUACUUGGUGUUCCUCAUUUAAAAUGACCGUCUCUUCCCGUCGGGUCGCUGAAGACCAAGAAAGAACAUGGGAAUACAUAAAAUGCAGCACACAACUUCGAGAGGUUGGGGUUAAAUUCAAAAAGGCCACAGAAACCUCCUCGUUGCUGGAUAUAGAGUUCGAAAAUGGAAUCAUGAAAAUUCCACCUUUGAGUAUUUAUGAUAGUACUGAGGUCAUCUUUAGAAAUUUGGUUGCAUUUGAGCAAUAUAAUGACAUAAAUGAACCAGCUUAUGUGACUGAUUACAGGAAGUUUUUAGAUUGUCUCAUCAACUCCCCAACGGAUGUCGAAAUACUACGUCACUGUGGAAUCAUUGACAAUUGGCUAGGUGAUGAUGAAGCCGUUUCGAGCAUGUUGAACAGAUUGGGGAAUAAUGUCAUCCUAGAUUCUACAUCAUUCUGA
Messenger RNA from Ilex paraguariensis (yerba mate), 1098 nucleotides. The record is from the annotation of a GenBank genome assembly. Lineage: Eukaryota; Viridiplantae; Streptophyta; Magnoliopsida; Aquifoliales; Aquifoliaceae.